Molecule: messenger RNA, 1220 nt
Organism: Drosophila hydei
Lineage: Eukaryota; Metazoa; Arthropoda; Insecta; Diptera; Drosophilidae
Product: peritrophin-44
Exons: 2
Coding region: 55-1089 (344 amino acids)
Cellular component (GO): extracellular region
Molecular function (GO): chitin binding
Source: RefSeq, a predicted model, not a curated record
ACAGUGGCACGAAUCAUAACAUUCACCAGAGUAACAGUUCAGACCAGUUGUUUAAUGCAGCAUAACAGUCAAGCAUUCCACUCGAAGGGAAUCGUUUUGGCGGCCGCCUGCCUCAUGCUGGCCAGCCAGUCAGCUGGAUAUACGAUGCAGGACAUGUGCGCCCAAUGGUCUGGCAAUGGAUAUAUUGGCAAUCCCUCCGAUUGCACCAGCUGGGGCUACUGCAAGGCUCAGCAGCUUGUGGGCUAUGGUACCUGUGGUGCAAAUCUCGUCUACGAAUCAAAGUCGCAGACUUGCCAACCAGCCUCCACCACGGCGUGCUCCACUAGCGUACAGAAGACAUGCAGCGCACUGAAGACAACUGGAUUCGUGGCAGAUCCCACAGAUUGCACCAAAUAUGCGUAUUGCUUUGGCAAUGGACAAUCCCAGACGGUAUCAUGCCCAACUGGUCAAACAUAUGCCGCCAACAAUAACACAUGCGUGUGGGGCCCAUCGUGUGCACAAGAUUCCAUCUGUCGUUUCAUGCCGAACAAUAUCUUUGUUGGUGAUCCGCAGAAUUGUGGCCAAUAUCUGCAUUGCAUUAAUGGGUAUGGUGUUUGGGGUUCUUGUCCAACGGAUCUAUAUUAUAACGCUGCAAUUGGGGUCUGUCAAAAAACUAAUCCAUGUACCGACACUGACAACGGUAAUAACAACAACAACAACGGCGAUGGUAACUCCGCUCUUCCACCGUCUACGAUAAGCACAUGCACAGCCGAAAAAUUUCAAUCUGAUGGUCAGACUUGUUAUGGAUUUUACUACUGCAAAUCAGAAAGUCAGGGUAUUUGGGGCUCGUGUCCGUUCGGCUUGGAAUUUUCGAGUGAGAAUCAAACAUGCGUUUCUCCCGCUAGUUUAGUUUGUGAGCACGACCGCUGUGCGAAUACAAAUUUGACUUACGCAGCUGUUGCUGGUACGAAUUGCCAGGAAUACAGAUAUUGUCCGAGUGGUGACAAAGCCUACUGUAAGGCGCCCUAUAGCUACUUUGAUGAGAUAAACGGGGUAUGUGUGCAGAAGAAACCAACGUACCCCAUUUGUGGUGAUGAUGAUGGGAAUUAAUAAUGGUAAAACAAACGUAAUUGCAAGUGCAGACAAAAUGGACGAAACAAACUUUACAACUGUUGCCUUAAAUAUAUGUUCGUAUUCAAAUAUUACUAAAGUCAAUUGCAUAUAAAUAAAAUCAGUAAGUC